Messenger RNA from Jaculus jaculus (lesser Egyptian jerboa), 1594 nucleotides. It is a transcript of the gene Pccb, whose product is annotated as propionyl-CoA carboxylase subunit beta. Bases 117 to 1304 code for a protein of 395 amino acids. NCBI's taxonomy places the organism in Eukaryota, Metazoa, Chordata, Mammalia, Rodentia, Dipodidae. The transcript is spliced from 12 exons. The record is from RefSeq and is a predicted model, not a curated record. Gene Ontology annotation, molecular function: propionyl-CoA carboxylase activity. Gene Ontology annotation, cellular component: mitochondrion.
UGGGUCUUCAUCUCUGGCCAGUUGCUGAAUUUAGUAAAUUUGUUUUUCUUUUUUAGGAUUUCACAGUUUUUGGAGGCAGUCUGUCAGGAGCACAUGCCCAGAAGAUCUGCAAAAUCAUGGACCAGGCCGUAACUGUGGGGGCACCAGUGAUUGGGCUGAAUGACUCUGGAGGGGCACGGAUCCAGGAGGGGGUAGAGUCCCUGGCUGGCUACGCAGACAUCUUCCUGAGGAAUGUCAUGGCAUCCGGAGUCAUCCCUCAGAUUUCUAUGAUCAUGGGCCCGUGUGCUGGCGGGGCUGUCUACUCCCCGGCCCUGACAGACUUCACAUUCAUGGUGAAGGACACCUCUUACCUGUUUAUCACUGGACCUGACGUUGUGAAGUCUGUCACCAAUGAGAAUGUUACCCAGGAGGAGCUUGGUGGUGCCAAGACCCACACCACCAUAUCAGGUGUGGCCCACAGAGCCUUUGAGAAUGACGUUGAUGCUUUGUGCAGCCUCCGGGCGUUCUUCAACUUCCUUCCUCUCAGCAACCAGGACCCGGCCCCUGUCCGCGAGUGCCACGAUCCCAGCAAUCGUCAGGUUCCUGAGCUAGACACAAUUGUCCCUUUGGAAUCAACCAAAGCCUACGACAUGCUGGACAUCAUCCACGCAGUUAUUGAUGAACGAGAAUUUUUUGAGAUCAUGCCCAAUUAUGCCAAGAACAUUGUUGUUGGUUUUGCAAGAAUGAACGGGAGGACUGUUGGAAUUGUUGGCAACCAGCCCAAUAUGGCCUCAGGAUGCUUGGAUAUUAACUCGUCUGUGAAGGGGGCCCGCUUUGUCAGAUUCUGUGAUGCAUUCAAUAUUCCACUCAUCACUUUUGUUGAUGUCCCUGGCUUCCUGCCUGGCACAGCACAGGAGUAUGGGGGCAUCAUCCGUCAUGGUGCUAAGCUGCUGUAUGCAUUUGCUGAGGCGACUGUGCCCAAAAUCACAGUCAUCACCAGGAAGGCCUAUGGAGGUGCCUAUGAUGUCAUGAGCUCCAAGCACCUUCUUGGUGACGUUAACUAUGCCUGGCCCACAGCGGAGAUUGCAGUCAUGGGAGCAAAGGGUGCUGUGGAGAUCAUCUUUAAAGGGCAUGAGAACGUGGCAGCCGCCCAGGCAGAGUACGUGGAGAAGUUCGCCAACCCCUUUCCCGCAGCAGUGAGAGGCUUUGUGGAUGACAUCAUCCAGCCAUCCUGUACCCGUGCCCGAAUAUGCAGUGACCUGGGAGUUUUGGCCAGCAAGAAGGUACACCGACCUUGGAGGAAACAUGCAAAUAUUCCACUGUGAACAGAUCAGAGGAAAAUAGACCAUAGCUAAGUGACUGGUUAUUUGUAGCGUUUUGCAAUCAUGAAAACCUGGGAAUCAACAUACAAGUAAUAGCUUGGAAGUUUAUUAAAUUUUGGAGAGAUCUCUUUUGCCUUAAUAUAAAAUUGUUUCCUCUACUAAGGAAUCUUUGGUGGGGGGUGGGGUGGGGCUGGAGAGGUAGCUCAUCAGUUAAAGGUGCUUGCUUGCAAAAUUCCAAUGCUUGGGUUCAAUUCCCUAGCACCUAUAUAAAUAAAGCCAGAUGCACAAAGUGG